CGAAUUUAGCAUCUAUUUAAUAGUUUUAUCCCACAAGACUUAUAUUGUUUAAAAAUCGUCCGUCAGACGCAACGGAGAGUGACGACCGGCAUAAUCCGUCGAUGGUGUUUGUGCUAGUAGCGUUGCAAUCCGCUUCUCCCCCACCAGCUACACUGUUAUAAUCUAACCUAACUCCAACCCAAUGAAUCUUGAUGCGUUUGGGAAGUAAAUCGACACUUAAAAAUGGAGGAAAACGAGUUUACGCCGUUGACGGUACCCAUGGAUUAUUUCCAGCAGUGCAUUUUGGUGAACGUUGGACUUGAAAAUCUUUCACAUAUUCAUCCAGCAGAUGUAUUAUAGGUACCAGUCGAGCCAGCAGCACCCCGAGGUGCACCACGUGAUGUCCCACCACAACCACUACAGUGAAGGCCCCAGGGACGAGCCCGUCAUGGCCGAGCUGUCGGUGCACAGGGAGCUGCCGCUCCACCAGGAGCAGUUUUCCCACAGCUACUCCCAUUACCAGGAGCCCGUCUACCAGCAGCAGGAGGAACAGCAACGUCAGCAUCCAUCUUACCUGCAGCAGCAGCAGCAACAACAACAACAAUACACAGUACAAGAACAGCCUCACUAUCAACAUCCAGUACAACAACAGCCUCAGUAUCAAAAUAUAACGCAGCAAGAGGAGCUCAAUGUUCAACACCAACCUCCACCUGCAACUCCACCUCAAGCGUUGACGCCGGCGAAGAAGAAACGAGGUCGUCCGCCAAAGAAUCAGUGCGAAGGAGGAGGAGGAGGCGGAUCGGUGAAAGAGGAAGAGGAGGAUGCGAGCGAGGCGGCGGCAAAGAAAGCCAAAAGGACCCUGAACCGCUUCAACGGCAUGUCAGUGGCUGAGGUUAUGGCCAAAACGCUGCCUGACGUUAUUACCUACAAUCUUGACAUUUUGAUCAUCGGAAUUAACCCGGGACUAUUGUCGGCCUACAAAGGACACCAUUACCCCAACCCUGGAAACCAUUUCUGGAAAUGUUUGUUUCUGUCUGGUUUCACCGAGCAGCAGCUGAACUUCACCCAUGACGAGAGCCUGCCGGAAAAAUACGGCAUCGGCUUCACCAACAUGGUGGAGAGGACCACGCCCGGCAGCAAAGACCUUUCCAGUAAGGAGAUCCGCGAAGGAGGGCGACAGCUUCUCGAAAAGCUGCAAAAGUACAAGCCGCUAAUAGCGGCUUUUAACGGAAAAGGUAUUUAUGAAAUCUUCUGCAAGGAGAUCUUUGGUGUGAAAUCCAAGAACCUGGACUUUGGCUUGCAGCCCUACAAAAUCCCAGACACUGAAACCGUUUGCUACUUGAUGCCGUCUUCCAGUCCGCGGUGUGCCCAGUUCCCUCGAGCGCAGGACAAAGUGCACUUCUACAUCAAGCUGAAGGAGCUGCGAGACCACAUGAAAGGCGCGGCGCCCAUCCGCGACGUGCUGGAGACCGACUACUCCUUCGACCUGCAGCAGGCUAAAGAAGAUGCAAAGAGGAUCGCCAUCAAAGAGGAGCAGAUGGACCCAGAGUAUGAAAGCUGUAGCGGUCAGCAUGGAAAUGUGAGGCAAAGCAAUCCAGGCAACUUUUACUGAAGGGAUAUUUUGCAGACAAUUGCAAACUGGUGCCGGCACACAAGAGGAAUCAUACAGUUUACUGCAGGAUUUUACUGAUUCCAAAAAAAAAAAAAAAAAUCACUCAACUGUUUGAGCCUACCCCUCACUGUGCAUGUAUUGUACUAGGUGUAAUAUUAUUCACUAUUUAUUGCAUUUGGUAUCUUUUUUUUCCUUUAGUUGCUUAUUUUUGUACUGUAUUUUGAAAUAAUGGAUUCUUAUGUGAUCUGUGUAAACCAGUAAUUCAACUUUAUGAUUUCUGAUAAACUCAUCAUGAAGACCAAUUUCUUAUAU
This is a messenger RNA of Syngnathoides biaculeatus (alligator pipefish), 1903 nucleotides long. RefSeq names its product thymine DNA glycosylase, tandem duplicate 2 (gene tdg.2). Gene Ontology annotation, cellular component: nucleus. Gene Ontology annotation, biological process: base-excision repair, AP site formation. The transcript is spliced from 10 exons. The record is from RefSeq and is a predicted model, not a curated record. Gene Ontology annotation, molecular function: mismatch base pair DNA N-glycosylase activity. Bases 329 to 1591 code for a protein of 420 amino acids. Lineage: Eukaryota; Metazoa; Chordata; Actinopteri; Syngnathiformes; Syngnathidae.